Molecule: messenger RNA, 9173 nt
Organism: Lucilia cuprina (Australian sheep blowfly)
Lineage: Eukaryota; Metazoa; Arthropoda; Insecta; Diptera; Calliphoridae
Gene: cv-c
Product: stAR-related lipid transfer protein 13
Exons: 17
Coding region: 115-8679 (2854 amino acids)
Biological process (GO): actin cytoskeleton organization; signal transduction; regulation of Rho protein signal transduction
Molecular function (GO): lipid binding; GTPase activator activity
Source: RefSeq, a predicted model, not a curated record
UUACAGUUUAUCACAAACCGGCUAUAACCCCUAGUAUUCUAAAACUAAAAAUUGUUGACCGUUUUUAGUUUACAUCAAAGGAGAGAUUGAAUCACACUCCAUGGCUAUACGACAAUGUCCAAUGCUCGUGAAUUGGCAUUGUUAGAGAAAUGGUCGUCUGAUGGUGCUACAAUUAUACCACCCCUUUCAUCGCCCACCUCUCCCAAAGCAACAAAAUUCUGUUGUUGUCCCAAUCGACGUCGCUACAACAUCAAACAACCCAAAUUAACCACCACACUACACGUUCGCAAUAUUUUCGUCGACAACGAUUUCAACUUUAUCGAUGAUCCCACACUUAACGAAGACGACGACAACAACGACGAAAGCGCAUUAGAAAAUACAAAAAACUAUAAAAGAGCUGAAAGUUGGCCCAGUGCUAAACGAUCACACAAAUACAAUUUAAAUCAUCCAACCCAACUGAUCGAAGCUGAAGUUCACAAAGAGAAUUUACAGCAGCAUACUGUGGCCGAGGAGAAUGAUUAUGAUGAUGUUGUUGAGGAAAUUGUAAAUAAAAUUAAAAAUAUUGAAAGCAUCAGUAGCAAAGUUAAAGCUGAAGAAAACGAUCUAGAAGUUAACCAGGGAAAAGCAAGAGAUAUAGAAAAAAAGGGUGAGGAAGAUACAGAAGAACAAUGGCGGCAUAAUAAAAGCUGUCAUAAUAAUCGAAACAAUUGUUUAACGAAUGAACACGAACGAAAGUUUAACAGCGGCAGCAGCAACAGAUGUUCUCCAGAAAUCACCCACCAAGAACAACAACAACAACAAAAACUGCAGCCGAAGCAACAACAAGAGCAACAGCGAGAACUUGAAGAGGAAGUUUAUCGAAAAUCAACUGUCAAAAAGCCUUUAAAACAAAGUGGCAAUGAAGACAGCAGUAAUGCAACAAAAACAACAACAACACACACAAAUCGAAAACAACUACAUACGACGUCAACAACUGACACUGAAAGCAGAAAAGAGUGUGAGAACUCUAAAACAAAUACGAACUUAGACAACACUUUUACAGCAACUAAUGAACAAAUCAUAUCAAACACACCAACAGCAACAUCACCAUUAAUCCAAAGACUUAGUGAAAUAAGUGAAUUAAAAUCUAGUUUAAGUAAAACGACUUUUAGCAAUAAAACAACAAAUCCAAUAAAUAAUAAUAAUAACAAACAGCAGCAACAUUGUAACAAUUGUCAAUUUUGUUUCAAUCAAAAUUGCCGUAACUUCACACAAUUGCAACAAAGUUUACAACAAACUAACAACGAAAAUUGCCACAAUUUAAAUUGUGUGAAAAGCAAUAGUAAAAUGACAAUUACUAGCCAAACGAAUGUGGCAAAUAAUCGUAAUAAACGUAGCAAUAAUAUUGCCAGUGAAUGUGAUAGUAUAACAUUGCCACAGCUACAACAGCAACAAGCCUGUAAUAACGCAACAGCAACAUUACCUUGUUUAUUAAUAAAUUCAACUAAAAUGCCAGCAACAAAAACACCAACUUCUCCCAUACCACGUUCUAAUACUAACAACACUCCUUCAUCACCUCUAACAACAACUGUGAUUAAAACUACAAUGGUGAAACGUAGUCCUGCUAAUGACUCGACGACAGCAAUAGCAACAUCACCAGCAACGACACCAACAUCCGCCUCAUUAACUUUAGAAAAAUCUUUAGCCUUCACAAAUAAUGUCCACGAAAUGGCUAAAGAGAAUAAACCUGCGAAUAACAAGUGUUUGACAGUUUCAGCAGCAGCAGCAACAACACCAUGUAGUGCCGCAACAACAACAGCCGCAGCAUCAGUAACGACAACAUCUGCUCCUUUAAGUGUUAAAGAACGUAUUGCUGCUUUAGUAGCUGGAAAUGAGCAAAUACACAAACAACAUGACAAUUUUAUUAAACAUAAAAACCAGUGCAAUAAACCUAUGAAAUUAUUAUUAACACAAAACAUGACAUGUCAACAGCCCAUAAUUAUUAAUAAUUCUAGUAACAUGUGUCAAAAAUUAGCUGCUUCAAAAGAACAGUCUUUAUUUUCAAACGAUGAAAUUGAUGGCAGACAACAAAUCUCAGUUGAAUUAAAAGAUGACACAAAUGACAAUUUAAACCACAAAUCAUCACCAGCUACAGCAAAAGCAGCAUCAUUAUCAACGUCAACAUCAUCCUCUAUGUCUGCAACAUCAUUAUUAAAAUCCUCUAAACCUGGUUCAGCUGCCACUAUACCACGUUGCAGUCAAAGUCUUACAAAUCAUAAUGCUGCCAAUAAAUACGGAAGCAAUAAAGAGACACCAGCAACAUCAUCAUCAUCUUCUUCUUCAUCAUCAUUGGAAACAGCAACAAAUACCAUGACACUUGAUAAGCAACAAAAUAUCUUAAGUAAUAAUGUCUUGUCUAAAACAGCUGCAACACAACCAUCAUCAGAGUCAUCACCAUCACCAUCAUCAUCAUUAUUGUGUACGUCAACGUUGUCUUCUGCUUAUAAGCAACCAAAUGACACAUCAAUUGAUAAAAGUAACCACGUUUUAACAGCAACAGGGUUAGCAAAAACAGCUCGUGAUAGUAAUACCAGCCGUAACAAAUUAGCUGCUUUAGAUAAUUUGGAUUUAGCUCUCAAUUUGUCUAAUUUACCUUUGGAAGGCGAUGAAGAUGAUGAUCCAUAUUUUGAAUUACAGGAAUAUUUGGAACGUGUUAAGCACGAAAUCAAUGAAGUUUUUGAAUUACAUAAGGCGCGACAAAAACAUCAACUGCAAUCGCCCCAAAUGCCAGAAGAGAAUGGAGAACAAAGACAACAGUUGACUGUCGAUAGUGUUAGAAAUACUUUGGACAAUCAAAUUGUAGACACAAUAAAAGCAGCUGUCUCAAAUGAUGAAUUAUCUCGGUCUACAGAAUCUGAUAGUGGCUUUGACAGUGCUAGUUGUAGUGGUUGUACAGCAGCCUUAAACUCGACUACUACGACCAGUGCCAUAAACAGUGGCAGCAACAAAUUACCCUCUAGAGCUAAAAUGACAACUAUAGAAAAUGAAAAUGGCAAUAACAAUGAUAAACAACAACAGCAGCAGCAGACAGCAGUAGCAAAUAAAAAUAAAAAUAAUCAAAAGAAGCCGACAAAUACAUCGUUGAUCUGUUUGCAACAAGAAAACAAACAACACCAACAAGAUGAUUCAACAACAUCAUCGUCAUUACCAUUAUCAUCAAGUCUGACAGAAGAUGCAGAAGUAGAGGCAUCUUCUGUGUCAUCAACUGCAGCAGCAUCAUCGUCAACACUUAAGCGCCUUCGUAAACAAUUGCAAAUGAAAUCAGCUGCAGAAGCUGCCACCGAUGAUGUAAAUAUGUGGGCAAACAAAUUCUUGAGAGAUUUGGACAACUUAAUAGCAUCUGAUAAACCAACAACAUCUUCAUCAGGCUCUUCAUCACCAACAGCAAACGUUGUCUACUGCUCAUCACCAUCGCCAUCAUCAUCGUCCACAACAACAUCACCAAUGUUAUUGUCCGCUGCUGCCUCAGCCGUUAUCCAAAGUCGUUAUGGCAAGGGUGCCCACGAUCGUAGUAUUAACAGCAACAAUAAUGGUGGUACAAACUAUGAUCACAAUACUGUCUCAUCGCCAACGUCAUCCACAUCAUCGUCAUCAACAGCAAAUGGUAUAGUUUUGCGACCAGAAAAGCAUGCAACUAUACCAUUACAAUCAUUUAACCUUGAUUGCGGACGUUUAGAUAAUACAAGUGGUAUGGCGGCAACAACAAGUUCAGGUGGCAAUGUGACUAAAACGAAUGUUGCCUACCUGAGAACAUUAUCGGCACCGACACCAUCGCCUUCGCAUAAUAUUUACCAACAACUACAUCAUAAUCAUGGCAAUAAGGCAACAUGUGGCAGCAAUACAAGUGCAACGUCGCAUGGUAAAAGGCAACAACGUAAUAGUUUAGCAGGAGGCAGUAUAUUUAAUGCUACAUUUGAUCAGCAGCAACAGCAACAACAACAACAACUGCUGCAACAGAAUCUGACAAAUUUCCAAAGCAAUGAAGCCGCUUUAAAUGCUUUAACUGCUGCCUCCUGCUCGAUGUCGAAAACAACUAAUGACACUAAGUCAACGAUGUCAACUAAAAUAACUCCAACAACCAUAUUAAAAAUUGAGGAGACAUUGCCAUCAGCAUCAUCAUCAGCUUCGUUGGCCAAUGGUGCUUUAAAAGAAGCCACUAUGUCCUCAACUACAGAUUUAGAAACUUUACAACAGAAACGUCUACGUCAAUUGAAUAUUGAAAUGGAUAAUAUACGCAAUACGUCCAUAGAUCAAAGCCAACAAUUGUCAGCCUUAAUGCAACAAAAUCACUAUUGCAACUAUAGCGGCAAUAAUAGUAACAUCAGCAGCAGCAGCAACAACAAUUUGAACAAUAAUAAUAAACAUAAAAAUCUUAUGACAACAACGUCAUCUUCAACAUCAUCUGCCAUGACGGCGGCGGCAAUUCCAAAAAAGCUUUCCGUUUCCUCCAACUCCCCCUGUAUAGCGGCUGGUGGUGUGAUGACCUGUGUUGCUGGCAAACAAGCUAACUCUAGCCCGAUAACACAACAACAACAAACACAACAGCAUAAUGCAACAAGUUAUCAUCAUUUAUUACAUGGCAGUGAUGCUACCAAAAAAGGUUCAACCUCUACAAUCUGGACAUCGGAGGAAUCAAUAUUAAGGAGUGUUGGCGCCGUCGAUGAAGACAAUAACUCCACUUCAUCCUCGGCUUGUGAAGAAGCAUCUGGUGUUUUAAGUUCUGGUAAAUCUGGUAUAUCACUAGAUAGUUCGGGUAUGGAAAAUGAUAAUAAUGAAAGUGGUAUUGGUACAGCUACACCACCUAAAGAUAUCUCCUAUUGGAGAGGUAUGCCACAUCGUCAUCACCACCAUCAUCAUCACAAUCAACAGGAUAAUGAAUCUAUAACAAGUUUGGAUGUUUUAAGGAAAAUGAAAUUUCAAAAAGGUAGUUCAGUCACCUCCUCCGAUGAUCCUGAUCUUCUUGAAGUGUUAAGUUUAUGUGAUGAGACUCAUGACGAAGAUGAUGAUGAUGAGGUGGGUGAGACAGACAAUAAAUCUCUUAAAGAAGUUAACGAAGAAGAUAUGGAUGAUUACGAUAUGGUUGAUGAAGAUGAUGAGGGUCAUGAUGAUUUUGAAGUGGUAACAUAUUGUGAUUGUGACUACACCGAAGAUGGUGACAAUAGCAGUGCUAGUGCUGGCAGCAACAGUACCAGAACCAAUAGCUCUCUUAACAAUGGCUCUCAAAGUGAUACCAGUGGUGUGGUUUUAAGACGCAAAUAUGCUGCCUCCCCUAUAAUGGUACCAUAUGCCACACAAACUUUACAUGGUUCCCCACAAAACGGUAGAGCACAAAAAUGUCGCAGUCACUCGUUAGACACCUCGUCCUUACCCAAUUCAUAUAAUCAUCAUCAUACGGCCACCCAGCAGACACAAUUUCAUGCUCAUCACCAUUCACAAGCCCAACUGGCACGUAAACUACAACAUUUAAGAGAUCGUCACAAGGAUCGUAAUCAACUUUCGUUGGCUUUGCGCCAAGAACCCUUUCAGUCACUGUUGGCGCCUACACAUUUCCAUGAAUUACCUUCGCCUAGCAGUGCCUCCUUGCAUAGUGGUCAUGAAAUUUUAGAUACCCAAGAGCUCUCAACGAAAUCAAAUUCGGCGCCUUUGUUAUUGAAACAAGAGAAACGUCGUGAUGACUUUGCCAACCAGAAUGUGACCCUUCGCUAUUCACGUUCGCAAAGUGAUCGCUAUUUAGCAGAAAUUGAAGCCGUUGAAGCGUGUAAAUGGCUUAGAGCUGCAGGCUUUCCACAGUAUGCACAAAUGUAUGAAGAUCAUCAAUUCCCUAUUGACCUUACAAAUGUUGCCAAAGAUCAUACCAAUUUGGAAAAUGAUCAAUUACAAUCCCUAUACAGACGUUUGUGUAUAUUAAAUCGUUGUGCCAACAUGCGCGUAGAUCAAUCUCAUAAAACUCAAACGCCCCAGAAAGAGGAUUCAGAUGAUGAAAAUUUUGCUUUAAGCGAAAACUGGACAUUCCAACCACAUAUACGACGCUGGUCGCGUAUUGGUGAAAUGGGUCUCGAAAUACCACCUGCCGCCAAAUUACAAGCCUCCGAAAAAACCGAAUCAUCUUCCAAAGAAUCUAGUCCCGAUCGUUUUGAGGACGAUUCAUAUGAUGUAUCGGGAGCUGGUCUCACUUUAGCCCUACCCGGCACAUAUACGGAUGAUUCUGCCGAUCCUGCUUUAAAUGAUAGCACAGAUCCAAAUUCAAGUCCUUUGAGAAGGACGGGUAGCGAGAGAUUAAAGGAUGGUGCUAAAGCCAUUUUACGUAGAGUAGAAUCGAUAAAAUCGAGAAGACGAAAAAGGCAGGGUAUAGUAUUGAGUGGUCAAGCCUUAGAUCUCUCACAGCUGGGACAGAGAACAAGUAUGCGUAAACCAGAUGCUGUAUAUUCCACACCACCCUCACCGUCAGCGGUUAGUCCCAUGCAUGGUUUCAAUAAGGCUCCCAUAUUUGGUAAUGAACUAAAGGUGCCGUCUCAGAGUGACAAUUUCUUAAGUCCUAAUCGGAACAGCCCCAAGAGAACACCCACCACUCCUAGAUCAAUGAGAGCAAGUCCACUGCAUUUCUUUACCAACACUAUGCCCUAUUUGAAGGAAGGCAAAUCGGAUGAUUCCUCUUCGUACUAUAGCGAUAGUCAAGAAUCUUCCUCCACCACCAAUAAGUUGGCUUUACGUAAAACACCUUGUAAGACGCGCAGAUUUUUACAGCGCACGGGAAAAGUAGACGAUAUAGGAGCCCACUCCGACUCCGAGUGUCAUCAGGGUAGAAAACUACUUAUAAAAGAUGCAAAUUCUAAUACAACCGAAGUUAAAAUUAAGAAAUUAUCGCGCGGAGGUUCAUUGAAUUUGGGCAGAGAUGGUAAAAAACGUGAUGGUUUUCGUUCGGCCAGUUUUAGAUCUAGGUCAACAACAAGAAAAGAGCCAAAACCAGAAGAACCCAGUGAAAGUGUUAAGAGAACCCCCGUUGUUAGAUGGCACAGUUUUCAAUUGGAAGAACGACCACACAUGAUAUUCCGUAAGUGUUUUCAACAAAAGAAUGAUCCACAUUCCAAUGAGCAUGGUAUACUGUUCGCUGCCAUGUCAGCGGGUCAAUUACAAAUGAUACGCAAACUUGCCCUGGUUACUCUAACCGGCUAUAUGGAACGCUAUUGUCCCACACACCGUUCUGGCUGGAACUGGGAACUGCCGAAAUUUAUCAAGAAAAUCAAAAUGCCCGAUUAUAAGGAUAAGAAAGUAUUUGGUGUACCUUUACUGCUAAUCUUACAACGUUCGGGUCAAACAUUACCCAUUGCGGUGAGAGCUGCCUUCCGCUGGUUACAGUUAAAUGCUUUAGAUCAAAUUGGUCUCUUCCGUAAGAGUGGUGUUAAAUCGAGAAUUUUAAAAUUGAAAGAACUAAUUGAAUACUCAGAAUCUACCGCAGAAUGCAUGGAUGUGUUCGAUACACAACAAGCAUAUGAUGUGGCCGAUAUGUUGAAACAGUAUUUUAGAGAUUUACCCGAAUCGUUGUUGACCACCAAAAUGUCGGAAACUUUUGCGGCCAUAUUUCAACAUUUACCUCCCGAAGUCCGUUUGGAUGCUGUACAAUCUGCCGUCCUUUUGUUGCCCGAUGAAAAUCGUGAAAUUCUAUAUGCCUUAUUAGAAUUUUUAACAUUAGUCGCUGCCAAUUCCCAAUACAAUCAAAUGACUGCCAAUAAUCUAGCAGUCUGUUUGGCUCCUUCCCUAUUCCAUAGCAGUAUAUCAACGGGUAGUAACUCAGUUACUGCCUCUCCACGACGCAAAGGCAAAGGUACAGGGGUACCCGAUGCUAAGGAACUAUUUGAAGCCAAAGCUUCCCAUGAGUGUCUGUCCUUUAUGAUAGAACACUAUAAGCAAAUCUAUACAGCGCCCAAAGAAAAGCUAGGCAAGUGUAAAUUUGGUUACAUGGAAGAAUCUAAACCUUUGCCUUUAGAGGCCUUAGGAGAAGGUAUGCAAUUUCAUAACUGGCGGGGUUAUUUAUAUGAAAGUACCAGUGCCACUAUUAAAGAGGGUAGAGAAAAAUCGCGUGGAUGGAUUACUAUAACCUCGUUGGCAGAUCCCAGUGUUGAAAUUGCCUAUAAAAAAGUAGGUGAUGGUCAUCCCUUACGUUUGUGGCGUUGUAUAACCGAAAUCGAGGGUCCACCCAAAGAUGUUUUAGAUUAUAUUAUACGUCAACGUGCCUCCUGGGAUCCUAAUCUAUUACAAAGUCAAACCAUUAAGAAAUUUGAUGAUUGUACGGAAAUUUUCCAAUAUGCCAUCGAUGGUCAACAGUGUACAGAUUUUUGUGUUUUAAGAUCCUGGCGCACUGAUUUACCUAGAGGUGCUUGUGUUAUUGUUGAAACCUCUAUAGAUCAUGCCAAGGCAAAGCCAAUGUUUAAUGCUGUACGAGGUGUGGUAUUGGCCUCACGUUAUCUCAUUGAACCCUGUGGUAGUGGUAGAUCAAGGGUUAUGCAUUUAGCAAGAGUUGAUGUCAAGGGUAAAACUCCAGAAUGGUAUAAUAAAAGUUAUGGUCAUAUAUCAUCACAUUACUUAACCAGAAUAAGAUUGGCUUUUAAAAAUGUUGCCGAAGGACCAGAAAGUAAAGUCUAAUACAUUUUACAAAAAUUGGAAAAGCAGGAGUAAAAACAACCAACCAACAAUAUCCUUAAAAAAUUAUAACAAACUACAAAAGAAAAGAAAAAACAACAUCACAAAACCUAGAACAACAUGAUUUUUAGACAUGUUGUAAAACCAACAAAGUAAACCAAAAGUACUGAUUUUAAUUUUAAUAUUUUGGAUUUUACAAACAAAGAUAUUUAUUUUUUUGUAUUUUUUAUUAAAAAAAGUCUCAAAUAAACAUAUUUUUAUUUGUUAAAAAAAAAAAUAUGUACAGACAGCAUAUACAAAUGUUUAAUGUUAAAAUAAAAAAAAAAACUAAAAUUGUUAUUAUAGAAAACCCUUAAAUGUUAUACAAUAACUGUUAAAUAUAUCUAAAUGUAUGAAUGGACCAGGAAUUUAAAAUUUUAUUUAUAUAAGACAAAUAAAAUACAAAACCAUCUAAAGCAUUUUAAUCACUGAUAAUUGUUUAGAAGACAAACAAAACA